Molecule: messenger RNA, 2451 nt
Organism: Penicillium daleae
Lineage: Eukaryota; Fungi; Ascomycota; Eurotiomycetes; Eurotiales; Aspergillaceae
Product: transcription factor domain-containing protein
Exons: 2
Coding region: 1-2451 (816 amino acids)
Biological process (GO): regulation of DNA-templated transcription; DNA-templated transcription
Molecular function (GO): zinc ion binding; DNA binding; DNA-binding transcription factor activity, RNA polymerase II-specific
Source: RefSeq, a predicted model, not a curated record
AUGCAGCAGACGCCCUUUCGUCCCGCCAACCCUAACCGGAGUGGCUCGUAUGAGCUUCCUCCGGUGCAGUCAGUGACUGGCGCAUUCCCUCCCGCCCCGGGGUUACCCUCUGCUCCGCCAAGUCGACCAGACAGCGGAAUGCGAAUGGCCCAUCUGUUGCAGCCGAUGCCACCGAUCCAACACUCUCAACAGCCAUUGCCACAAGCGUCGUCGUUGGCGCAAGCAUCGCUCCCGCCGCCUCCACCGCAGCAGAUGUCUGCGCCGGGUCCGACUCCUGCCCCAUCAACUUCACCUUAUGCGCGAUUCUAUGAUUCGGCCUCGGGAUCUCCUGCAGAGAGCGGUGGUCUCCCUGAUGCGCCUCCAAUGGUAUCGGUACUGGGAGGCCCAGGAAUGUAUCAAACGAGCCCGGUUGGGCUUCAGCAGUCGACUCCCACUCCGCUGCAGCAGAAGAGAGCUUAUCGGCAACGCAGGAAAGACCCUAGCUGCGAUGCCUGCCGAGAGCGCAAGGUUAAAUGCGAUGCGACAGAGACGUCUAAUUGCACGGAGUGUAUUAACCGCAAGGUUCGCUGUUUGUUCACCAAGGAGACGAAUCGGCGCAUGUCCUCGAUCAAACAGCUUCAAGAUCUCGAGAAACAACUGCAAUCGACGAAGCAGCAGCUCCAACAAGUUCGAUCCGGUAUGCUUCGACCAGACGGCAUGAUGGAUAUUGAGGAAUCAUCGACGGCACCGAUAAUCAAGCUACCCGAGAUUGAAUAUAAACCACCCAGACGACCGAAGGCGCUCAUAACGCAAGACUUGUCCGACGUACGAUCGAACUUGCGUCAGCAUGGCCGUGGGAUUUUGAAGGUUCCUUAUCCGCAUCAGCAACACAGCUCCAAAUCGGUGGUGCCAGGCGAGGCAGCGCCUCAAUUACCCCCAAAAGAGGUUGCCGACCACCUCCUUGCUCAGUAUUAUCAAUGCAUUCACUCGCUUCUUCCGGUCCUGCACUGGCCCGAGUUUAUUGAAGCGUAUGAGAAGGUGUAUCAAACGGGAUCUUUGGCGGGAGUGUCCAGCGAAUGGGCUGCGGUAUUAUUCGGGGUUUUCGCAUGCGGUGCAGUUCACACAGUCGAGCCGAAUCGAGAAGAAGAGGGCAAGAAGUUUGUUCGCAUCUCUUGUGGGAUCAUCGAUGUGUGGCAGGACGAGUUCAACCUGGACCGAGUGCGGGCAGCUUUGCUUGCCAGCAUCUUCCUCUACGAAGUCAACUCCAAGUCCGCCAGCUGGGUCUGGAUUGGCUCAGCAGUGCGCGUCGCGCAAGAGAUUGGACUUCAUAUUGAGUCAGGGCCAUGGCCUGAGCUGGAAGGGGAAAUGCGCAAACGCAUCUGGUGGGGCUUGUAUACUUAUGACCGACUUUUGGCUCUCGAAAUGGGCAAACCAGUCUUGAUCAAUGACCAGGACUGCGAUAUCGAUCUGCCCUGCCCCGUGGACGACCAGUCCGUCGCCCAGGGCAAAACUCAUGAAGACCAGCAACACGCGCCAUCCCCCUUACUCGCCACCAUUCACGUUGUUCGCUCUAUCGGCCAGCUCACGCGCACCCUCCGCUCCACCUCAAUCAGCUACCCAACACUCGAGACUUUCGAACGCCACUUCACCAUUUGUCGCACGACUUUCCCCGCUCACCUCCAACUCAAACAAGACACUGACCUCGACCCCCGAUCCCUCGCUCCGAUAAUCUACCUCCAAAACGCCCGACUCCUCCUUCAUCGCCACAACAUCUCUCCAUAUUGCCAACCCGGCGUCCGUAUAGCUGCCGUGGACUACUGUGUCUCAAUAGCAAUCGAUACCGCCAAUAUCCUCUCACGCUGCAUGCGAAGUCACGCGGGGACUGGGGAUUGGCGAACCCUCUUUGCCUCGAGCGCAGGAACUCUCCUCUGUACACAUAUCUGGCGCUGCGCGCUAUUCCUUCUCUUCCGGCAAGAAUUCGCCCCAGCAUUAGCUUGUGUGCAGGCCAGCGCUGCCGUAGGCGAUGAUCGCGCGGUAAAUGCCGCUUGUGGUCGGUACUUGGCAUUCUUCGUCCGAUGCCUCCUCGAUCGUUCCCAACCAGGCGAUGUUGUGAGUCCCGAACACGACGAGGCGAUGAUGGCCUAUGUAUCUGGGGAUAUGCAGGGAACUGCAGAUGGCAGCUGGGUCUGGCAGGGUAGCGAGACUGGAGCGAAUCUCGAAAAUAUCUCCGGGCGGUCUGUUCCGGGGCCGGUUCAGACAGACUCGCAAUGGGAGGGGUGGGAUUGGGUUGAAAAGACCGUUGCCCAUCUAUUUGGCGAGAAACAGCGUCGUGACUAUGAGCGUCGCGAUGUUGCCAUGGAGUCCAGAUCCGAGUCUUCUGCUAUGCUUGCGCCCCAGUCAGCCGGGUCGGAUACGACGGAACGACGGUCCAGCUCUGCUCAUUCGCGUAUGACUAUUGCUAGUAUUAUCUGA